Molecule: messenger RNA, 1041 nt
Organism: Aureobasidium uvarum
Lineage: Eukaryota; Fungi; Ascomycota; Dothideomycetes; Dothideales; Saccotheciaceae
Source: the annotation of a GenBank genome assembly
AUGCGUGGUCCUUCUACCUAUCCUACCUUUGACAUGUCUUCGAGUGUUAUUGCGAAGAGUUCACAGANNGCACAAACUUUUCUGCCAAUCAGUAUGCUGAGAAAUUUGACAAAAGAGCCCGAGCCCAAAUUCCCGUUGUCGCGACGCUUCGCCAACACCAUAUCAGAGCUCUACCAAGAAGUGUCUACAGCCAACUUCUAUGGCCGCUGGAUCUGCGAGGGUUGCCCUGGAAAGCCUACUCCGGCUUCUGAGGUUGAUCUAGUGAUCUUCUAUGUCCAUGGUGGAGCCUAUCAAAUCGGUCAUCCAGCUUCCGCUAUCGCACCAUUCUUGCGUAUCGCCGAGGUUGCAGACAAGAAGGGCAUAUCCGUUGCGGUGUUUGCUCUCGACUACUCUUUGACGCCAGAAGCACAAUACCCCACCCAGGUCAACCAAGCAAAAGCGGCAUACCACUACCUGCUCAGAGACCAAAACGUCAAUCACUCGAAGAUUGCCAUGCUAGGGGACUCUGCCGGAGCGCAUUUGAUAUUGAACUUGCUCUGCGUACUGGCAAAUGAGAAAUCGCUGCCGAAGCCUGAAGCUGGUGCAUUCCUAGUUGCUCCCUGGAUUGACCUGCGUUGCUCCAAGGAUGGCUCGUUUGUCCGCAACAAGGAUGCCGAUUAUCUGGUUCGCGAUUUGCUCAUCACGGCUGGUGAGCAAGUUAUGCCGCGCGAGCUUGACAGUACAGUGUCGCACAUCAUCAACUUUUCCCGACCACGGCCAAACAAGCAGUCUUGGGCGGAUAUCCUACCGAGAAAAGUUUGGGUGGGUAUAGGCUCGAAUGACACGCUAUUGGAUGACGCUGUUGUCUUUGUCGACCGCGUGAAGGCCGACGGGUUGCAAGUGGACUUUGAGAUUGACGAUGGCAAAGUUCACGACUGGCACAUUGUCGAGGACAUUUUCGAUACAGACAACUAUUUCGCCAUGGUCGGUGAAGUUCCAGAGGGGAUGAUGAAAGGAGCUGCGACUAUGGCUCGAGCUCUUCUUUCCGGAAUGUCCCCAUAA